AUGAACAUUCUAGGGAAUAUAUCUAAUAUGACUUCUAUGCUGAAUCAAUCUUUCUCAAAUGGAGUUCUGAAUCACGGGCUCACGGGUCAAGGAAGUAGCCAACGUGGAGGGAUUGAAAGUAGAGCUGAAGCAGGCCAAUUUUCUAGUGUUGGCAAUGGAUCGAGCUUCACUACUUCUCCAUCCUCAUAUGUACAAGCGAAUAUGGCGAAUGCCGGUUCCUCUGGUCAAGUUCAGGGUCAACCAUUUUCCAACCCUUCUAACAACCAACAAACAAACAGUUACGCUCUAUACUUUUCAGUUUGA
Molecule: messenger RNA, 303 nt
Organism: Vicia faba (fava bean)
Lineage: Eukaryota; Viridiplantae; Streptophyta; Magnoliopsida; Fabales; Fabaceae
Source: the annotation of a GenBank genome assembly